AUGGGCGGGCGUCACUUCGGAGAUAAUCCGAGUGAUUGUUUUUCGAUACAUCGCGCCAGGGAAACUAACUACUUCCGUUUUCUUGCGAAUCUUGCUUUCCGAUUACUACUACUACUACUACAUCCUGCACGUCACUCAUCUGAUGGCUCAUUUAACUGGCUUAUUAUGUUGUGUGAACGAUGCUUGGUGCUGCUGCUGCAUAUGGGUGAUGCCUUCGAUAUCUGGACCGAUGGAAGCUUUUUUUGCUACUGGGAUUUAUGCGCUGCUGCACCAGGCUGUGAACAUGAGUACUUUACAAUGGAAAAUGUACUCGAUUUACUAGUACAGUUACUGGAACAGGCCAGCUGCAAGGGAUAUCUGGAUGAGGAUGCAGAGGCUCAACUGCUCGACCAUAUGCUUUAUUUUCCAUUGUGUGAUGAACCAGAUGUCAUUACAACCGAUCCAUUUUGUUUGAAAAUAGUGGCCACAUGUGUUUCUGGACGUAAGACUGCUAUACAAGUAGUGUAUCGUAUUUUGCGCUCUAUCGACACUGAAGCCAGCAACAGCGUACCGCAGAACUCCCCGUUUUGGCUUCUGAAAUACACUGAAGCCAGCAGCAGCGUACCGCAGAACUCCCCGUUUUGGCUUUUGAAAUGUAUUUUGGAAUCGCUUGGCUCUGAAGAGUUGAAGAAAGCGGCCGGAUUUGCGAUACAGAUGCUGUAUGAUGCUCUGAAAAGGUUACGCCAAUUCGAUUUUUGA
Molecule: messenger RNA, 738 nt
Organism: Gongylonema pulchrum
Lineage: Eukaryota; Metazoa; Nematoda; Chromadorea; Rhabditida; Gongylonematidae
Source: the annotation of a GenBank genome assembly